Molecule: messenger RNA, 584 nt
Organism: Dothidotthia symphoricarpi CBS 119687
Lineage: Eukaryota; Fungi; Ascomycota; Dothideomycetes; Pleosporales; Dothidotthiaceae
Exons: 2
Coding region: 42-584 (180 amino acids)
Source: RefSeq, a predicted model, not a curated record
AAACAAACAAACGCACACGACCACACACAAAGACAUUAAACAUGGCGAGCAUAGACAAGACCCCCAGCGAAGAAGAAAUAGCAAGCACCCUCACGCACCUCAAGCUCAGCACCACCGCGCCCCAAAAGCCCGCACACAAGCCAAAAUCCAAGCCGGUAGCAGACAGCUGGGACGACAACUCCGGCUCCGACACGGAGCGAGAAUCCUCCCCGCCGCGCGCCGGGUCCGCAACCGCGCUCUCGCCCACCGCAAGCGACGGGCCCGACCCCCCACCACCAACCCCCGCGUCGCCGCCCGCAUUCGACUUCCCGGACAACUCGCCCUACGCCGCGGGGUCGCGCGAUAGGGACGCGGGUGCGGCGCGCGGCGGGCUGGAUAAGCGGCCUGAGAAGACGACGGCGGUUGCGGGGCGGAUGAUAGCGGGGGCGCUGGGGGUGCGGGCGCCGAAGCGGAGCGAGGAGGAGAAGGAGUUUGAUCGUGCGGUUAGGGAGAAGGAGAGGAGGAGGAGGGGGGAGGAGAAGGAGCGGGAGAAGAGGGAGGCGGAGGCUACGGAGCUGAGGAAGAAGGCUGUUUGGGAUGAUUAG